Molecule: messenger RNA, 602 nt
Organism: Aspergillus steynii IBT 23096
Lineage: Eukaryota; Fungi; Ascomycota; Eurotiomycetes; Eurotiales; Aspergillaceae
Exons: 1
Coding region: 132-479 (115 amino acids)
Source: RefSeq, a predicted model, not a curated record
ACGUGGUCUGUAUCUCAUUCCUUCGUAGGUACCGUACCUAUUCACCAACUUCCCUCUACAUACCGACAAAACACAAUUUACAAAAUCAAUCAACCUCUACUUCAUACCGACCCUCCCGAAAUCCGAAAACCAUGAGUCUCCGCUCCACCCUCUCCAUCCCCACCGACGACACGGACAACUCAGGCCCAGCCCUCUCGCUCUCUCCGCCGGCCCGCAAACCCGCCACGCGCAAGGACCGCCGCAUCACCAGGAAGGGCAAAGAGCUGCAGCGUAAACACCUGCGCGAGAACCAGACGGUCGUGCGAUGGAUGCCGGACGGGAACGGGUUCUUGGUCUCCAAGGCGUUCAACGUGCGGGUUUUGGGCAUGGAUAGGAUGCUGACGGUUACGGUGCCGGUGUCGUGGAGGGGGGUUGGGGGCGUGGUUGUGCUGGGGGCGGUGGUGUUGGGUUAUUUGGGUUUUGGACGGGGGUUUAGUUGAUUUAUGGAUUGGUGGGUUGUGGAUGAUGUACUACUACGGGACAUGUACGAGGAUAAUUGUACAUAUGAAAACUCAUUCAUUCCCAAGAUUAUGUAGACCAGCGUUAACCGUUGACCGUCCGAU